This is a messenger RNA of Fusarium oxysporum Fo47, 2191 nucleotides long. RefSeq lists its product as uncharacterized. NCBI's taxonomy places the organism in Eukaryota, Fungi, Ascomycota, Sordariomycetes, Hypocreales, Nectriaceae. The transcript is spliced from 3 exons. Bases 283 to 1839 code for a protein of 518 amino acids. The record is from RefSeq and is a predicted model, not a curated record.
CCCAGGUCUUCAAAAAGCGGCCGCGGCCAGAAAAGGCUGAAUCGUCUUGCACCUCGUUCUUCCAUAUCUGCCUCGCCGGGUCUUGAUGCCUUCUUGAAGUAUCUUGGGUUCUGGUCAUAAAUGUGCCAUUAUCAGUCUCGGUCUGAAUCUUGAACUUGCAGCCACAGCAUCAACAGCUCCCCACCACUCACAGAAGCACCCAUUUCUGUUAUUCAGCCCCGCCUAUAACAUAAACCAACCGAUUUGGACUUCGAUUGUCCAAUCCCCCAAUUUGAUACCCACAUGAUCAUGGUCGAGCAGCAGUAUAUUGCCCCAGGUCUACCCCAGCCGGAUGGUCUUUCGGGAGCUCCCAGUUUGCACGACUCAAUUCCGACAACUGAGACUUCCCCUUACCACGAUCUGACAUCCUACUCAUCUGUUUCUUCACCUUUCAACAGCAUUUCUGGCCAGUGCGAUCCAAACCUCUUAACUCCUAUCUCAGUCGUGGGAUCUCCUCCUUUGCACGGCGUGUCAAAAAUUGCAUCACAAUAUCCUCCGCCUCCAAGCACACCUAAUCAACACCCUAGCCCUCCUGGGAGUUCCAGAAUGUAUCAUCAGCAGCAGUGGGCAGGACAAUUUGACGUUAAUAGCCAAUCCCCACAAGCGAGUUCGCCCAUGACCUCUCAAGCUCCGGUCGCUGGAGGGGAAUUCCUUCAUGCCAAUUAUGUCCACGAUGGACGUCGAACCCCCGGGCCCCCAGAGCCCUAUAUGGGAGCUUUUGGUGUCUCAAACGGACCAGAACCGCAACCUAUGAGCAACCCUUAUUACGUCAAUAUGGCGCCUCCAAUUGAGCACCAAGACCACAUGAUGAUGAGGGACAAUCAUCAUAUUCCAAUGGGCAUGCAUCAUCGCGAAAUGGCGCCUGCUCCUCUUCUGGCCGAGCAUCAUCCACCUCAGUACCGCCGAAGAAGCCCAGAAGAGACAGGACUGCACGGAUUACCUUCAGAUGUUCCACGCUCCAUGACUGGAUCCCCUCGUCGAAGAUCUGCCUUACACGCCCCUGGCCGCGUCAAAAAGCGCACAACCAAGAGGUCAGGAGCCUCUAGAAGUGCAGCUGCUGAAGAGCCUGUCGACGAGCACAAGAAUUGCUUUGGAGAAGAGGUCCCGCCAACACUCAAGAGUACCUGUCCCGAUGAGGAGCGCUGCAUAUUCGAAUCUCGCUGGGAGCACCGCAACCAAAAGGGUCAGGAUAUGUGGGAGAGCAUCCAGAGCGAUUAUAAGAGUCGUUUCCAGAAGUGCCCCGGUAAGGAAAUGCUUCAGAUGAAAUUCAAACGAGGCCGGUCCAAGUACAUUGAGUGGUUAUCUAGAGAUGAGGACUUGCUUCGAGAGGCUUAUAAGAUCGUCGAGAAGAGUCGUUAUCAGAUGAUGCUUGAGACCUUUCACGAAUUAGGGGGUUCCCGAAAUAUGCGAUUGAAUGCUAGCGACAUAGAAGUCAAAGUUGUCAACGAUCUAAAGCUCGAGGAGGGGAUUUACAUGGAAUCCCAUGGGGAUCUCAAUAUCAGAAGACGACGCAAGUCGGUUCAAACAAGGAAGCGCACUGGCCGCGGUGAUGAGCACGACGAGAUGAUGAGCGUCGGAUCCCACAACACUCAUGAAGAUGAGGUUAUUAACCAGGUGCAUGGCCUUCCCAAUAUCAAGAUGGAAGAAGAUGGCCCUGGAGGCCACAUGAUGAGCGCACAUAUGUGGGACCAACAAAUGAAGAUGGAACCGGGAGCAAUGCCACCACAAAACAAUCGCAUGCAACCCUUGAUGAGAUUGAGUCCAACACAGACGAUGUAUGGAGGACGCAGAGGGUCGUGAAAACAGAAAACUUCUGACUCAUUUUCGGGAAUGGCAUUAUAGACAACUUCAUCUUCUCAACGAAGAGCCCCUCAUUUUUUUGUAUUUUCCAUAUAAGAGUCCUUUCAUAUACCCCAAGGAAUUGUUUAAGAUAGAGCUUCGUAAAGAACCCGGCAUCUUUGUAUAAGAAGGAAUUCUGCGUCGUAUCACGUCUCCCCAAUGCUCUUGUAGUAUCUAUCUAUGUCUUCACUGCUUCCGAAGAUAUUGCCAAGUUUGAGAGGUAAUUGUAUGGGCGGGCGGGAAGUCAAGUGACUUGAGUGGCUUCACACAAAAUCUGGGGUCAGACUUUUGAGAUAACAUCUGGUUGGGUGCU